AUGCUGAAGAGCCCGGGAAGGCGUCCGCUGGGAACGAGGACGGAAGACACACGACUCAACAGCCAGAAGGCGCCUCCGAAAGAUUCUCAUCACAUCAACGAACCAUCCGGUGAAGCUGCUUCGCAGCUCCUCAUGGCAACUGCAUGCCUCGGAUCGGGUCUUGUCCGUUCAAAAGCGCGGGAUCCGGAGGCCGCGCCGGGGCCAUCGCCGUUGGCGGCAGACUCUGGUCGUGCCGCGUGGCCUCAGAGGUCCGCCGACCCAUUUGAGACAGGCGUGAAUUCCUCCACAAGUGCGCCGACGUUCGUCAGAGGCAGCGACGCUGUUGCACCCACCGUGCACGCAGAAAAUGGGACACAUCACCAGGAAGACGGAAAGAGAAAAGAUGGCGGCAGUGGCGCAGACUUCACACCCACCGCUGCGGUUGCCCUCCGCGUAAAAGCGAAUACACCACGUAGCUCUGCGCACAACAGUCCAUACGAAGUUGGCGGUCCUGAAGCAUGCACAGGAAGUGAUCGCAAUGGCCUUUCCCCGGCGUGCUUGACCGAAGUGGGAAGCGACGAGAAUCUGCUGGCUUGCCCCCCAGGCAUGGAAGGAGACCAAGCCGUCGCCUCGGGAACUGUGGACGGUGGAGAUCAGCGGCCGAUGGACAACCCCGACGGGGACAACGUGCGCGAUACGACAGUUCUCCCAGGUGAAGCGAACACAGAGGAGAUGCCGGGAGAUCUGGCCGAGGAAAGGCCGUAUCGCCCCAAGCCGUUGGCACCUCCGGUUUCGUUGACGGGAAACUCGGUGACCAUGCCAAGCCGGGACCGCUCACCGUUCCCUGCUGUUUCUACUUCGUUCUCCUCAUUCGAGGAACUUCCCUCCGUUUAUGGGUCCUCGCAGCCUGAUGGAAGGAGCAUCAUCGGCGAGGGCAUCCGGUCCCAGAUUUCCGACGAACUCGACGGCAGAGACGAAUCAGACAGAGUCACGAAGGAAGAGAUAGACCAGUUCCCGCACGCGGUUGCGUCAGACACACCUGACGACACAUCCUUCUUGCCUUAUGAGUCUGAAUCAGCGUCGCGCCGCACCUCUCCUGAGUCGGGCACAACAACCCCGCAGGCGCCGUCUUCGUCGACUUCCUCGUCUCUCUCGCCGGUGCUUGUGUCUCCGCUUUACAGUGGAGCUCCCUCGCCUAUGUUGACGAGCGCGAGCUCGGGGCCCAUGUCAUGGGCUCUCGCGUCAGUUCGCCUGCCGCCGCCUCUGGCGUCGCUAGCUUCGUUUUCUCGGCUGCCAGGUUCUUCGUCGCGUGGGAGGCGGGCGGAGACGGGGUCUGCCUGUCUCCCGCCAUGUCCUGUUCCGACUGAUCUUUCGGUGGAACGUGCGGCAGACGCGUCUGUGUCGGCGCUUGCGUCAGUUUCGUCGCCGUCUUCAGAAACGUCUUCCUGUGCGAACUCGGUCUCGACGGCUCCGUCUUCGAGUGCGCCUUGCGCCGGCUGUCGCGUGCACCAGCCUCGCCCGAGAUGCACGUCCGUGUCCUGUUCGCCGUCGACCGUGUACACGCCCGAAGAAGCAAAGGGUUUCUCGUCCUGCGCACUGUCCUCAGCUCCCACCCACUUGAGCGCGUCUCCUGCGUCGGCCGCUCCUCUUGACGACCAGGGGAAGGCGUCGGAGCCAGCAAUGGGCACAACGUCCUCGUCGAUUCUCUCCUCGCCAAACUUCAAAGCGUCAGGCACUUCCCUGCUUUCCCUUCGCGGCCCCUCGUUUUUUGGUCCGGCGCUCUCGGGUGCUGCCUCGUUGAACCCUCUCGCGUCUACUUCGGUUGCGUCGACGACUGCUGGGUACACCUCGCCCAGCUUGGCGAUGAGCCUUCAGUCGCUAGAGAGGCCCGCCCGCGAAGUGGACGCCGGCCAGCCGGCUAUCUCCGCCGUGUCCCCCGCGCCCUUGAAUCCCCCCCCACAGCCAGCAGGACCUUCGCUGUUCCGCAGAGUUCGCUCGCUCAGACAGCUCCAGCAAGAUGUCACCGUCGUCUUCUCGACAUGGACGCACACGCUGGCGAACUGGGCGGCGCCCUGGGGAGCAGGCCCCGAGGAGGGUGGAUGUCUGAAGGCUGGCGAAAGGGCCGUGGUGCUUGGGAAACUGUUCUGGGUAUGCGACGAAGAGGCAGACGAGGACGCAGGAGAUGCAUGCGAAGAACCGGAGGGACGGAAAGUGCAGACGAAAGACGGGUCCGUGGAGUCACCCACGGCGUUAACGUGGUUGGGACGGCGCACCGCCAGGCAAAAAGGAAACGGCACCCAGGGGGGGACUACCGCCGUGGAGGCUGCUGCAGAGAAGCCCGCGGGCCUCUGGAAUCGGGCGGGGAUCCGAACCGGGGGUUCGCUUCAGGGGGGGAGCAUCAGCGCAUUGCCGCUUCGGCGACACUCUGCCGGGGUUCCAGGCGCCUCGAACAAAGCUCGAGGCGGCGGCUGGAAACGGACGUCGGCGGCUCUGUCCGGCCUCUUAGGUGGCGGAGGGCGCCGAGGUGGGACAGGCUGCGCGUCUGCGGGCCUGCAUGGGGCCGUGUCGUCCGAUUCAGGGGCGACCUGUGUGGCUGGGUGUGCCUCGGCAGUCUCCGACGCCGAGGGCCCCACCGUGCCUUGUCUCUCGCCGAAGGAAAAGAGGCAGGCGCUGGCGAAGCAGACACCAGGGAGCGAAAGGAGUCGAGGGACAGGGUCAGGUGAAGGCCGAAACAGCAAACGACGCCGCCUGGUGAAGAAAUUGCCAAUAUCGCUGCCGGGGGGAGAACCGUGGCCGGCCUGGCGCAUCGGCUGUGUCUCCUCAGACGUCGAAGAAGUCCAGCAGCAGCUCUCCCAAACCGUCGGCUCCAUUGCACGCUUCACGUACCGGAGCGGCUUUUCGCCGAUGUACAAGUGCUGUGGAGAGAAGAAGCGGCGAGCGGGCGGCGGCUUCGAAAGGGAAUGGAUUGCCAUCAACAGCGAUGUAGGCUGGGGAUGCACCGUCCGCGCAGCCCAAAUGUUGCUGAUGCAGGCCCUGAGGAGACACUUCCUGGGCGUAGCCGAAGAAGAAGGCGCAGACGAAACAGACGGGAGGGCGCCAGGCGACGCGAGCGAGGGGCGCCCCGUUCGCAGCGCCUGCUCCGCGGCUCUCGACAGUGGCAAUCUUGUUAGCGCGCAGGCAGAUCCCGGCUGUGGCGGCACAGCCGCAGGCCGACAACCAGGACUCGGUGAAGACACUUGCGAAGGAGGAGGCUGGCGUAUGAACGAGGGGGCGGGCGACAAGUCUCUGGAGGCCGAGAGACUCGCUGACAAGGAAGAAGAGAGAAGAGACGACCUGGAAGCCUUGUGCUGUUGUCACCACACGGAAAGGAUGGACAGACGUGUGCCAAAGACGGAGGCUGUCGCGUUGCUGUCUUCAACCUCAUGCAGCGGAAACAGAGAAGCGACGCAGACAGGUUCACUCGCCUCGGCUGGUGCCGGGGGCUCGAGAACUACAGACUCGCGGAUGGACAGCGGGACGCCUGCUGACGUUGUGUGCUCAGCCCCGGCCCCAACAUCCCCGCAGGACCAGGAGAGGGGCGGAGCGGGCCUGGCGAACCCGCACCGAAGCGUGGAGUCGAGUCCUCGCUCUGGCGCCGGGUCCUUGAACCCCGACUGCUGCAGUUGCACAACCCCGGAGGCCCUUUCGCCCGCCGCCCCCAGAGGCAUACCGAGGCGAUUUGCCUUGCAUGCGUCUGGGGCUUCGCCGACUUCGGGAGUCGGGGCGCGUGUCUCGCCGCAGGCCUCGCCGUCCACGGGCCAGAAUUGCCAGCAAGCAUCUGCGCAGACCUACGGCCCUUGCUGUCGAGCUCCGGAGGAACCCCCCGCUCUCUCGCCUUCGUCGUCAGACCUGGCACCUGGCCUUUCUCGGGCGGUUGGGCUCGGCGGCGAAACGCCCAGGGCGGGACCUCAGCAGAAGCGUCCGGCGGCGAUGGAGGAGCUGUUGCAGUGGUUCCUCGACGUCCCCUCGCCCCCCGGGCGUUACCCGUUCUCCAUAUUCUCCUUCAUCCGCGCCGCAGGAGGGGGCAUCGGCUGGGCCCGCCAGCUGUACGGAGAACUGUGUCUCGAGCAGGAACUGUUUGGCACGGGCCGCACAGAGAAGGCCUGGAAGUUCCCCUCGGCCGCCGCGCUUGCGUCUCAGCGCGAGAAGGCCGUGCGCUCCUCGGGCUUCUCAGCAACAGAGUCCGCGCGGUUUUCCGCGUUCGCGUCGCCCGUCCGGCCUGCCCCGUCCAAGUCUUGUACGGCUCUCCCGACGUGGUCUCUGGCGAGGCACAAAGGACACGCACAGAGAGACGGGGGCCCAGAGGACGGCGCGUCGCCUGCGCAGUCCAGCGAAUCGCAGAAAACGUCCUUCCUACCCUUUCCAACCUCGAGGUUCAGCUCCAGGCACGCGACGUUUUCGGUGCCACGCCCGUCACUCCCCUCCGCAGUCGGGGGGGUGGUGCACCCAGCAGCGACGUCGAGUCUCCGCGCACCUGAGAGGAGUUCCUGGCAAAGCAAAGGCGCUUCGCAGUGGGAACUCGAGAGGCCCCCGGCCUCGCCGCACUCUGAAGACGAAAACCCGUUGGAGCGACGAGGCCUCGGCAAAUUCGCAGGCGAGUGGUUCGGCCCCGCGACCGCAUCCAGCGCCGUCAAAUUGCUCGUAGAGGCGAUGCCUCAGACGAAGGACGAGUUGUACGUGUACGUGAAUUCCGACGGCCUUCUGUAUCCCGACGAGAUUCUGCUGCACUGUCGUGGAGUCGCAGGGGGCUCCGCGGGCCCCUCGCCGUUCGCGCGACCUGCGAGCCUCGGGGGGUUGUCCCGGGAGUCCGACUCCGAAGGGCCAGGGCCGAAGCGCGACGGCGAGGCGAACCCCACGACUUUGCAUGCGCCUGCGCGUGCGAGGCUCGAGUGCUGUCCGUGCUGUUGCCCCGCCCGGCCAGCUGGAGUCGAACGGGGGCCCGUUGCGUCAUCGCGGGGAUGGCGAGGUGAAGGUGGACCGGGAGCAGUCGGAGGCGUGAGGGACGAGCGAGCGGCGACGCACUCCCGCGGGGGGGCAGCAUCUUUCGACAAGAAACGCGAGAGGGGCGAACUCGAAGAGGGAACGGAGGACUGCGUGAGUUCUGGGCCCACGGGUCGUCGCUGCCCUGGGGGUGUCGGAACGGAGAGCAGUCGAGGCCGGCUCACAUCCUCGGGUUCUUCGCCUUCCUCCCGAGGCCACAGACAGGCGCAUGACGAGAGGACCAACGAUCGGUCUGGGGCGUUGAUUCCGGGACGCGCGAGGGACGAGGCUGCGGGGCGUGCGGCCGAGGUGACCUUGUCGAAGGGAAGCCCGCCAAACCACAACCGGCACGGUAGCUGCGCCGAGGAAGAGGACUGGGAAGAAAUUCCCUUUUGCGGCUGCGGCUCGCCUCACCUAACGCGUGUGUCGCCUCGAGCGAGCGUAGGAAGUCUGCGCCUCCCUGUGCGUCCUUCUUCAGGCGGCAACACAUCGAUUCGCGAGAACCGGGGCGGGGGGGCUGCAUCGGCCUCUCCGGCGAGUGCGCAUGCGUCUUGCACGCCGUGUCCGCUUUAUGAGGAGGUUCCUAGGUUCGACGAGGCGGGCGACACAGGAGCGGAAGGGGAAGAUGGGGCACAACGCAUGAGCCCGCGCCGCGAACACGAUUUCUCAGACGGGGGCCUGGACAAGGACGGCGAGUCAUCGGAAGCGGCGAGACGCGCUGGGCCAUCAGGAAAAGGAGGCAGCGGUGGCGAGAGCCUGGGGGAGGAGUCCUUUGAGGCAGCCGAAGAGAUUUUGCGUAGGCUCCUGGGUGAAGGAGAGAGGACGGCGGACGCGGGCGCAGGCCAAGGAUUCAGGGACGGAGACACAGGCACCGCAGAAGGCGACCCGGGUCCCUUCUCGCCUCUGCCAUCUCCCAUGUGCCCGUGCUUUUCGGAGGCCUGGCCCGCGGCAUGCGCCUGCGCUCCGUGUGCGGUCCCCGAGGAAGGGACUCCGCAGCUGUCGAGCGCAGCCGGCCCCACAGCCUACACGAUCCUCAGCAGCCCCAAAGGGCCGAGACCCCGCGCGUGCGCGUCUCCUUCCCUCCCGUCCAGCCGCGUGAGCCGCAGUGCACCGUCCUCCACGCGGCGCCGAGGCACCGAGAAGGACGCCUGCGGAGCAAUGCGGGCGACGUGUCUGGGCGCGCUGGAUGCAGCGGCGACCGUGGACCCGGAGACGCAACCGAAGCGGAUGGGCCUCGGCGGGGCGAGAAGGCGAUGGGUGGAACGCGACGAACCAGGCCCCGAGGCAGGGCGUGGAAAGGACGGAAUGGAAUCCCUUCGUGGACUCUCAAGGAGUGCCUCGGAAGCGACGAAGCAAGGGCGGACGCGAAGUGUUCCCAGACGCACCGAACGACAUGCGAUCCCGUCGGCGUCGCGCGGGAGCGCCGCUGUACGUACAGCCGGCGGCGCCCCAUUAACGACUGCGGGAGACACAGCAGAAGGAGGCGCGCGAGAGGCUGAAUGGAGGUCAGAGAGAAACACGCAGAGCGACACUCUCCAAGGAAGACAGACGGAGGUAUCGGGCCCGGGAAGAACCGCUGAGACGGAGGCGAGCCACGACGCACUCUGUGUGGGGGAGUCGGAUGGCGAACACGAAACACCAAUGCGAAUAGGUGGCGACGCGCUCGAGGCGACCGCGUGCAGAACAAAGGGCCCAAGCGGCGCGACAGACUGUGAACGAUACACGCAUCUCCCUUCGGUUCCUCUGACUGAGCCGAUGACACCCGUCCGGUCGGUCUCCUUUCGUUCGUCCAGCGGUCCCUCGGUUGCCGAUCCUGGUCGUCAGGUUCAAGAGCGUGGCCGGCACAGAGCGCGAGGUGCACGGUUGGAGCUUGGGGAAGAAGGGGGCGCUGAAAAAGAUUCAGAAACCUCAAUCUCGGUUGCCUCCCGACCCUUCUGGUCGGCGCCCCGUUUGCCUCAGCUUCGGAAUCUUCGUUCGCGAUCUGUGUCUGUGUCUGUGGUCCCCCACACGCAGUUCACACUCGCACGCAGUCGCCGGGAGCAAGGCGAGGCGCCGGCGACGCUGCUGGCGUCCACCGCUGUGUUGACCCGUGUGCGGACGCCCGUGGACGACGCGCGUGGCGGUGUGGGGUCGCCGUUUGAAUCGCCCUCCGCACAGGAGGCGGGCGUCGUUCUGAGCGAAGAGCUGACGCGCGAGGACCGCACCCAGCGAAGUGUCUCCGCUCACGACGGCCCGAGGGGCCUGCGCGCCCGCGAUGGGUCCGGCGCAGCGCUUAACGGCGAGCUUUCUCCCCCAGAUGCGGAGCCGGCGCAGGCGCCCGACGACCCUGCAGAAGACGAGAGUCGGUUUCUCACGGGUUUCUCGAGUCUCACGCUCAGUCCCCACUCGCGCGAGGGCGAGGCCGGCUGCAGAAAACGGGCGGGGCCUCUGGUGCCGCCGUUCAUUCCUCGCCUUCGGGCGCUUCCGCGUGCUUUCGAGGCCUUUGCGCGCAGCGGGGAGAGCGAGGGUCCGCGGUCGCGGGGCUUCUUGCCGGAGGACCAAGGAGACGGGAAGCAGCGGGGUUUGGAUGAUGCAUGCGGAAGAGGCGGCCGAACGAGCUCGCAAGGCCGAGAGACCGAUAUGUCGCCGGCGUCCUACCGCGAUGAUAACUUGCCGGGCGUUCGCGGCCUGCUGGAGAGCGAUGCGUCCCCGAUGUUUCUCUCAGCGUCGCAACAGAUGAACACGAGUCGCAGUGAGGGCAGUGCGGCGCUGAGUGAUGGAAGCGCGACUGGGCGAUGGUGCUCAGUGGAGACGCUUUUGCCGGGCGCCGGCGAAGACGACAUUUUGCUGGCUUCCAGCGUUCUCGUCUCUCACAGGAAUCUGCCUUGUGCAGAGUGCGCCUCCUCGCGCUCGACAUGCCCCGAUACUCGCGUGCUCUUUCCCACCGAAAAACCUGACGGUGAAGACCGAGAAAACGGAGAAGCCGGCGAGCAUGGAGAUGUUGACGAGCGGCGAAGACCACCGGGAGGUGGAGACGCAGUCGCAGACGAGCCCCAGACACACGCGAGAGGAUGCGGCUUCAGUGACGCCGGUGGAAGCCGGUUGUCGUCUCGGUCGAGGCGCCGGGCGGCGAAGGGCGGUUACGACGCCGGGGACGGCUGCGACAGGGCGGAGGUCUGGAGGGUGCGUCGGAGUGCGCCGGGACGCCUGAAUGGCCCAAAAGGCGGUGCCGCGUCGGCGGACGUGGGGGAGGGUCGUGAGUAUGACGCCGACAGCGCGUGGGUGUCUUUUCUCUUUUCCCCGCGUAGACACGCCUCGCCGGGAAAACCUGGACGCGAUACGUCGCCGCGCAAGGCGCGCAGGCCUUCCUUGGGCGCGUUCGUCUGUCUCUGCUGUAGUGGCCAGAGCGUCGCGCGCCGUUUUUGCAGUGUCUGCGGAGACCCCCGCGACGGCGAACCCGCAGGCGAAGGCGAGCAGGAAGGGGACGCGUGCGCUGAGCGCUGGGGAGCCGAGCCGAAGGGCGUCGUCGGGACCCCAGCGGCCGGAGACUCCUCGGAGACAGGCGAGAGCGGGACGAGCGCGGAGGAGACUGGUACGUCGGGGGGACAGGCGGAGGGACCCGGCCACGGACGGCAGGCACGUCGCAACGUGGAGACGACUGCGGAGACGACUGCGCAGCCAGAACAGACAAAGAGCGAGCGCGAGGACGAGCAGGGAGGCGCAGCGUUUCGCGUGUCGGCGAGUGACCGAGACAGCCUGGAGGCUCUCCAAGGGUGCGGAGAGAACUGCGAGGAAGAGGACGCGUUCUCGGAGUGCGUGUCGGCGGGCGAGGCAGACCCGUGUUCCGAGGAACCGCUUCUCGACGGCUCGCCGUGGCGCCGCGGGUGUCUUCUUCUGUUUCCACUGACGCUCUGCAGCGGCGAGAAGAUCAACCCGGUGUACGUGCCUUCGCUGCUGGCGUAUCUGGAGCUGCCGUGGUCGGUCGGCAUGGUGGCAGGGCGCGGCCAGCAGGCGUUUUAUUGCAUCGGCACGCAACAGAAGGCGCUGCUGUAUCUCGACCCCCACUCCGGCAUCCAGCCGCCCGCCCUACAGCUUCCCUCGGCGACGCCGUCGUUCUUUGCGGGUUCGUGCUGGAAAAUUGCGGAUGUCGCGGCUCUGAAUCCUUCGCUGUCUGUCGCCUUCUUCGUGCGGAGCGGGAGCCAGUUGGCUGGGCUCAUGGCGGCUCUGAAGCAGAUCGAAACGACCGACCCGUACUCGAUGCUGCAAGUCGUUGCGCGGCGGCCUUCCCCGUCUUCGCUCGAAGUGCUCGACGGCGACGACGACGCGUUUCUGCCGCUGGCCGAAGCCGAGGAACCUGUGGAGGAAGACGUCCUUGGCGAACUUGGAAAGCUUGCAGACGGGGAAGAACGUGGUGCCACAGACCAGCGAUAUGAACAGCGCAACUUGGCGCAGACGCACGCCGGAGCGGAGCAGGCAGAGACUCACGCGAAGGCGCCCGCCGCGCUGGGUGGCGCCUCGGAGACGGGCGAAGGGGGUCACCAAAUGCUCUCUUCAAAGUCGUCCCUCUCAUGUUUCUCGUUCGCGUCGGCGUCGUCGGUGCCCUCGUUCUCUGCACUGUCUUCGUCUCCGGCGGCAGGCGAGCAAGAAAACCAGCCUGGCCGAGCCACCAGAAACGACGCAGAGUCAGGAGAGGCGACAACGACAAACGGGGGGGAGACAACGCAUCCAGGGAGAGAAUGGCCGACGGGAAGCCUCUCGGCGCGGGGGCGGACUGAGCGGGACGCGACGGCGACAGGUGUCUCCUCGCCGCAACGGCUGUCUCCUGGCGACGCCCGUCGGGCCCCUGACCAGAUGGCCGGCCCAGGCGACGGCGAGGAAGAAACAUGCGAAGAAGCCACGACCCAAAAAGAAGUCUCUCACGCGGGUGCGGAGAUUGAAGGCGGGGAGUUCGACGGCGGCGGGAGACACAGGAAGAAACGUGGAGAGACGAGCGACACUAAACGCGAGUGCGUGUACGGCUGCUUGCCUGAGGCGACGGCGGGACCGCUCGGGGAGGCUUCUCGAUUGACGGCUGGAAAUGGCCAAUCCAGUUUGCGUGGCGGUGCGCCGUGGCGAGUACACGAGGCAGCGCACUGGGGAAGCGGGGACGGGCAGAGUGGCGGUGUGGCGGCGCCGUCCUUGUCUCCCAGAGAAGUGGACUCAUCCGCAGAGCCCAAGGCGAAGACGGACAGCAGAGGAGGCCGGCUCGGAGGCACUCGAGACGCGGCUGGGGACGGACCCGGCCCAGACGCAGCGCGCACCCCAGAGGGAGAAGAACAGACAGAGACCGUAAACGGAGAACAGAAGGCCUCGGAAACUUUCGACUUCCAGGGCGACGCGAACCGAAGGACCGACCGCGGGUGCGGCAGGCCAGGAUCGUAG
Molecule: messenger RNA, 10398 nt
Organism: Neospora caninum
Lineage: Eukaryota; Apicomplexa; Conoidasida; Eucoccidiorida; Sarcocystidae
Exons: 4
Coding region: 1-10398 (3465 amino acids)
Molecular function (GO): protein-phosphatidylethanolamide deconjugating activity
Source: RefSeq, a predicted model, not a curated record